Messenger RNA from Volvox carteri f. nagariensis, 1380 nucleotides. RefSeq lists its product as uncharacterized. Gene Ontology annotation, molecular function: chlorophyllase activity. NCBI's taxonomy places the organism in Eukaryota, Viridiplantae, Chlorophyta, Chlorophyceae, Chlamydomonadales, Volvocaceae. The record is from RefSeq and is a predicted model, not a curated record. The coding region runs from base 1 to 1380 and encodes 459 amino acids. The transcript is spliced from 9 exons. Gene Ontology annotation, biological process: chlorophyll catabolic process.
AUGGCUCUGAAUAACCGAUGGUUUUUAAUCUUUGCAACGAGCACUUUGCUCCUGUGCAGCGCAAUGGUGCUGCCAGCGUUUGCGCAAGACUUUAGCAAGAAUGGUAACCAUACCACCAAGAAGUACAGUACAAGUGCAACGCCGUUGCCAUACAAUUGGACUGUAGACAUAACGUAUCCUACCGACGACAAGGGCGGCCCCUUUCCAUUAAUUUUCAUGUUCAACGGAAUGGAGGCAAGUUUGUGUAUCUUUCUUGAUUCGUCUAGGUUAGGCUCAAUAGCUAGGCUCUUCAACCGACAUGGGACGUGCUGCCAAGCUGCCUGGUACACCAAGACGGUGGAGCAUGUGGCAUCUUGGGGAUACGUCAUCGUGCAGUACACAACGGGCAUUGCUUACCCUCUACAAAAUGGCGAAAAGGAUGAGGUAAAAGUCCUGGCGCCCCUGUUGGAGUGGCUGAAGAGCGACUGCCCCAUCAAGAACAAAAUUGAUUUCUCCCGAAAGGCUGUGAUGGGCCACAGCCGCGGCGGCAAGCUGGCAUCACUGCACUACGCCACCCGCAGCGAUGUGGCUACCGCAGUGCUAAUCGACCCCGUGGACUGCAGCCCUCAAGCCCUAGGUCCCACCCACCCGUCCGCCAUUGCCAAGCUUGUUGGCUUGGACAUCGACUGCAGCCGCAAGCCCAUUCCGAGCCAUGGCCGUUCCGACAAGUCUGCAGCGGUUAUUGGCUCUGGCUACAGGCGGGAUGGGAUCGCGUCGUGGCUUCUUCCAUCCUGCACCCCGGACGACAACAAUGCCACGGCCUUCAGCGCCACUUUGUCCGACAAGAGCUGGUACAUCUCGAUGGUGCAGGCUGGCCACAUGCAGUUCGCCGAAUCCAACGGGCUUGACGCCUACGCUGCUUUGAACCUCGCAUGCGGACCUCUUGCUUUCAAAAUCAGUAACGCGGACGUCAUUUCUGAAGCCCGUACGAUGGCUGUCGCCUGGUUCGAGUCCGUGUUCCGACCAGGCCAGAGCACUAAAAGCGGUCUGCAGGCCUACAUGCAGCAUUUGCAGACGCAGAGCCGUAAAGGUGUUCUCACCUAUCGAGUGCCCGGCGCGCCUCCAGCUGCUCCGGAGACGACGGCAGCCGAGGCAGUCGUCAGCUCGGCCACCGGCGGCGCAGAGCGUAAAAAUCCGGACAGCAUCCGAGAAUUCAUGCAGGCGAGCACUCUUUACUCAAGUGGCAGGCAGGCCGACCGCGCAGAUACCAGUACACACAUUAUUCAUCAUCAAACAGGCGCUCUUAAGACAAGCAGAUGGGGUAGCAGGCGUCGCCGUAUCGAGGGACGAGCCAUAUGUCGCUUCAGGGAAUUGGCACUCGCACUCCCGUGGCUAGCCUGA